Messenger RNA from Artibeus jamaicensis (Jamaican fruit-eating bat), 3494 nucleotides. RefSeq names its product 5'-3' exoribonuclease 2 (gene XRN2). Gene Ontology annotation, biological process: nuclear-transcribed mRNA catabolic process. NCBI's taxonomy places the organism in Eukaryota, Metazoa, Chordata, Mammalia, Chiroptera, Phyllostomidae. The transcript is spliced from 31 exons. Bases 112 to 3018 code for a protein of 968 amino acids. Gene Ontology annotation, cellular component: nucleus. Gene Ontology annotation, molecular function: RNA binding; 5'-3' RNA exonuclease activity. The record is from RefSeq and is a predicted model, not a curated record.
CCUGUCGCAAGCGCACUUGUGAGAGGAAGUGUCCGCGGCCGCAGCUCUUGUCUGUCUCCCGGUUACGUUAGUCUGGUAGCCGAGCCGUUGCCUCUUAGCUGGGUCGCCGUUAUGGGAGUCCCGGCAUUCUUUCGCUGGCUCAGCCGCAAGUACCCGUCUAUCAUUGUUAACUGCGUGGAAGAGAAGCCAAAAGAAUGCAAUGGUGUAAAGAUUCCUGUUGAUGCCAGUAAACCUAAUCCAAAUGAUGUGGAGUUUGAUAAUCUGUAUUUGGAUAUGAAUGGGAUCAUCCAUCCCUGCACUCAUCCUGAAGACAAACCAGCACCAAAAAAUGAAGAUGAAAUGAUGGUUGCAAUUUUUGAGUACAUUGACAGACUUUUCAAUAUUGUAAGACCAAGACGACUUCUCUAUAUGGCAAUAGAUGGAGUGGCACCACGUGCUAAAAUGAAUCAACAGCGUUCUAGGAGAUUCAGAGCAUCAAAAGAAGGAAUGGAAGCAGCAGUAGAGAAGCAGCGAGUCAGAGAAGAAAUACUGGCAAAAGGUGGCAUUCUUCCUCCAGAAGAGAUAAAAGAAAGAUUUGAUAGCAACUGUAUUACACCAGGAACUGAGUUCAUGGACAAUCUUGCUAAAUGUCUUCGCUAUUACAUAGCUAAUCGUUUAAAUAAUGACCCUGGGUGGAAAAAUUUGACAGUUAUUUUAUCUGAUGCUAGUGCUCCUGGUGAAGGAGAACAUAAAAUCAUGGAUUACAUUAGAAGACAAAGAGCCCAGCCUAACCAUGACCCAAACACACAUCAUUGCUUAUGUGGAGCAGAUGCUGAUCUCAUCAUGCUCGGCCUUGCUACACAUGAACCCAACUUUACUAUUAUUAGAGAAGAAUUCAAACCAAACAAACCCAAACCAUGUGGUCUUUGUAAUCAGUUUGGACAUGAGGUCAAGGACUGUGAAGGUUUGCCAAGAGAAAAGAUGGGAAAGCACGAUGAACUUGCAGAUAGUCUUCCCUGCACAGAGGGGGAGUUUAUCUUCCUUCGUCUUAAUGUUCUUCGUGAGUAUUUGGAAAGAGAGCUCACCAUGGCCAGCCUACCAUUCACAUUUGAUGUUGAACGGAGCAUUGACGACUGGGUCUUCAUGUGCUUCUUUGUAGGAAAUGACUUUCUUCCUCAUCUACCAUCAUUAGAAAUUAGGGAAGGUGCAAUUGACCGUUUAGUUAACAUAUACAAAAAUGUGGUACACAAAACUGGGGGUUACCUUACAGAAAGUGGUUAUGUCAAUCUUCAAAGAGUACAGAUGAUCAUGUUAGCAGUUGGUGAAGUUGAGGAUAGCAUUUUUAAAAAGAGAAAGGAUGAUGAGGACAGUUUUAGAAGACGACAGAAAGAAAAAAGAAAGAGAAUGAAGAGAGAUCAACCAGCUUUCACUCCUGGUGGAAUAUUAACCCCCCAUGCCUUGGGUCCAAGAAAUUCACCAGUUUCGCAAGUAGCCAAUAAUCCGAGACAAGCAGCCUAUGAAAUGAGGAUGCAGAAUAACUCUAGACUGAGGAAGAGGAAGGCAAAAAGAGAGCUCUGGAUUUGUUUUUCUACUUAUAGUCCUUCAGUAUCUCCUAAUACAAGUUUCACUUCUGAUGGUUCUCCGUCUCCGUUAGGAGGAAUUAAGCGAAAAGCAGAUGACAGUGACAGUGAACCUGAACCAGAGGAUAACGUCAGGCUAUGGGAAGCUGGUUGGAAGCAGCGGUACUACAAGAACAAAUUUGAUGUUGAUGCAGCUGAUGAAAAAUUUCGUCGUAAAGUUGUACAAUCUUAUGUUGAAGGGCUCUGCUGGGUUCUUCGAUAUUAUUAUCAGGGCUGUGCUUCCUGGAAGUGGUAUUAUCCAUUCCAUUAUGCACCAUUUGCUUCAGAUUUUGAAGGUAUUGCAGACAUGUCUUCUGAUUUUGAGAAGGGCACUAAACCAUUUAAACCACUGGAACAACUUAUGGGAGUUUUUCCAGCUGCAAGUGGUAACUUUCUACCUCCAUCAUGGCGGAAGCUCAUGAGUGAUCCAGAUUCUAGUAUAAUUGACUUCUACCCUGAAGAUUUUGCUAUUGAUUUGAAUGGGAAGAAAUAUGCAUGGCAAGGUGUUGCUCUGUUGCCAUUUGUGGAUGAGCGGAGGCUGCGAGCUGCCCUAGAAGAGGUGUACCCAGACCUCACUUCAGAAGAGACUAAAAGAAACAGUCUUGGAAGUGAUGUCUUAUUUGUUGGGAAAUACCACCCCCUCUAUGACUUCAUUGUAGAGCUAUACCAUACAGGCUCCACAGAGCCAGUGGAUUUACCACCUGAACUAUGUCAUGGGAUUCAAGGAAAGUUUUCUUUGGAUGAAGAAGCCAUUCUUCCAGAUCAAAUAGUAUGUUCUCCUGUUCCCAUGUUACGGGAUCUGACACAGAACGCUGCAGUCAGUAUUAAUUUUAAAGACCCACAGUUUGCUGAAGAUUACAUUUUUAAAGCUGUAAUUCUUCCAGGAGCAAGAAAACCAGCACCAGUAUUGAAACCUAGUGACUGGGAAAAAUCCAGCAAUGGACGGCAGUGGAAGCCCCAGCUCAGCUUUAAUCGGGACCGGCGACCUGUCCACCUGGAUCAGGCAGCAUUCAGGACUUUGGGCCAUGUUAUGCCGAGAGGCUCAGGAACUGGUCUUUACAGCAAUACUGCGCCUCCACCCAUGACUUACCAGGGUAACAUAUACAGGCCGCUGUUAAGAGGACAAGCCCAGAUUCCAAAACUUAUGUCAAAUAUGAGGCCCCAGGAUUCCUGGCGAGGGCCUCCUCCCCUUUUCCAGCAACAAAGAUUCGACAGAAGCGUUGGGGCUGAACCUCUGCUGCCAUGGAACCGGAUGCUUCAAAACCAAAAUGCAGCCUUCCAGCCAAACCAGUACCAGAUGCUAGCUGGGUCUGGCGGCUAUCCACCCAGACGCGAUGAUCGUGGAGGAAGACAGGGAUAUCCCAGAGAAGGAAGGAAAUACCCUCUGCCACCACCCUCAGGAAGAUACAGUUGGAAUUAGGCUUUUGUAAAGCUUUACCAAAUUCUUUCAUCAUUCUACAGUUUUAUGCUAUUUGUGGAAAGAUUUCUUUCUCAAGUAGUAGUUUUUAAGAAAACUACAGUACUUUGUGUAUUUCUUUUAACUGUAUAUUUCUACUGAUCUGAUCUCACUGUUUUAUGUUGCUCUCCAAAAAUGUGUGUUGCAUAAUACAGUGGAUCUGAAUUUAUUAUUGCUUGUAAAAACACUUUGAUAGAAUAGGAAAACUGGUUUUUCAUUAUGGUUAAAAAUCAAGCCAGCUGUGGAUUUAAAAACACAGUGUAUUCUAGAUCAUCUAUGAUCCAUGCUGAUUUUUAAUGCACAAGAAUUAGGUAUGAACUCUUGAGCUGGAACCCUCAGCCAACUAGAGUGUAUAUUGUUCAGUAUUUCUUUGGAAACGUUUCAUUACUUGUACUUGUCUUACAGAAAUUUCUGGACUUUAGUAAAAAAAAAACAAAAAC